AUGCGUCUUCUCACUUUCCUGAGCGCUCUAGCCAUUGUGCCUUCAGUGCUUUCAGCUUCAGUGGCAGGAAUCACUGGAGAUAACCUGGCGGCGCGGGAUGGCGAUCGUGGCCAUUACAACGUUUCUGGUCUUGGAGCUCGUAAGCAAGCCGUGCUCAAAGCUGGUGGCAAUACCCAAGAUCUGGCGAUAGCGAUGCUGGAGACGGAUACAAUGACUACCGCUUAUACAUACGGCGACGGAAAGACUGGCGACUCUACCAACUUUGGCAUUUUCAAGCAGAAUUGGUUCAUGUUGCGAACUUCUGCAUCCGAGUUCAAGGGCCAAACCGAAGGUCAGGUGUCCAAUGGUGCUAUUCUCAACUCUGAUCUGAAGAAGGAUAUAAAAGCCCGCCACGAUGGCCAGGAGCAUUUUGGAUACGACGUCUGGUUUGCCGGGCACCGCAAUGGAGCAAGCGGUGUUCAGAAUCCAUACACGGCGGAUAUUCAAGCGUACAAGGAUGCCGUUGCGUGGAUCAAGCAGCAGAUCGAGAGCAAUGAGAAGUAUCGCACCGAUGAUACUCGAUUCUGGGUGCAAGUCCACGCUAUUUAG
This is a messenger RNA of Penicillium cataractarum, 588 nucleotides long. RefSeq lists its product as uncharacterized. The coding region runs from base 1 to 588 and encodes 195 amino acids. NCBI's taxonomy places the organism in Eukaryota, Fungi, Ascomycota, Eurotiomycetes, Eurotiales, Aspergillaceae. The record is from RefSeq and is a predicted model, not a curated record. The transcript is spliced from 5 exons.